This is a messenger RNA of Penicillium lagena, 900 nucleotides long. RefSeq names its product fumarylacetoacetate hydrolase family protein. Gene Ontology annotation, molecular function: catalytic activity. Bases 1 to 900 code for a protein of 299 amino acids. The transcript is spliced from 4 exons. The record is from RefSeq and is a predicted model, not a curated record. NCBI's taxonomy places the organism in Eukaryota, Fungi, Ascomycota, Eurotiomycetes, Eurotiales, Aspergillaceae.
AUGAUUAGCCAAGUCAAAACAUGGUCCUACCUCAUCCGCUUCAUCAGCGCAGAAGAUAAUAAAACUUACUUCGGCGACGCCAUCCUCCUCCCCGGAGCAACAGGCCUCCACGACAUCGACGAACUCCUCUCCCUCAAAGCACACAUCAUAACUGGAAACCCCCUCCAGCGGGGGUACACGAUCGCGGAGGCCUCCACCCUCGUCAAGAAACUCCUAGGCCCGCUGACCCGCGACCUGGUCCCGGAUAUCCGCUGUAUUGGAGGGAAUUAUGCUAGUCAUUUGCGAGAACUUGGGGUCCCAUUCCCCAAAAUACCGCCCAUGUUUCCAAAACUCACCAAUGCGCUGGCCGGACAUGGCGACGUGAUCGAGAUCCCCUCUAUCGCGCAGAACGACCAGGCAGAUUACGAGGGAGAGCUGGUGAUCGUGAUGGGGCGAGAUGCAAAGAAUGUGUCUGCCCGAGACGCCCUGGAUUAUGUACUGGGGUAUUCGAUUGCGAAUGACGUUUCUUCCCGAAAAUGGCAGAUGGACCCCGAAUUGGUGGGCACCCGUCCGCCCCCUCAGAUGAGUUUUUCCAAGAGUUUUGAUGGGUUUUGUCCUGUCGGCCCGUGUAUCGUGUCUACCAAGGUCAUCCCCGACCCACACGUUCUGGGAAUCUCCACCAAAGUAAACAAAGAGCUACGACAGGCGGGCUCCACCACCGACCUCAUCUUCAACGUAGCCCAGAUCGUCGAGUUCUGCAGCCAAGGCAGUACUAUCUUUGCGAACAGCAUCAUUCUCACGGGCACACCCGCAGGCGUGGGCAUGGCGAUGAACCCACCUCGGUGGCUGAAGCCAGGUGAUGAGGUGGAGGUUACAGUCGAGAAGAUUGGAACGCUACGUCACGGGAUUAAAUAUGCUUGA